GGAGAACCCGGAAGUACCGGUGUCAGUCGGCGAGGAUGGCGCUCCGGGCAGCAGGGAGCCGUUUGUGGCGUUUUCAGAUUGUCUCCCUCCAAACACUAGGAGGUGUCAGAUUCAAAACAACUUGUCCGGUUGAAGUGAGCCAUCUUGAUCACUUGGUGCUAACUGUGAAAAGCGUCCCGGACACCAUCAACUUUUAUUCGUCAGUUCUCGGCAUGGAGGUGAUCACGUUUAAGGGAAACCGUAAAGCUCUGAGUUUUGGGCAGCAGAAGUUUAACCUUCACCAGCUGGGCAAGGAGUUUGAACCGAAAGCUAAGCAUCCAACCUCAGGCUCUGCAGACCUCUGCCUCAUCACCAAAACCCCUCUGGCUACGGUGGCUGCACAUCUGAAGGUCUGUGGAGUCAAGAUUGAAGAGGGUCCAGUAGAGAGAAGUGGGGCUGUGGGGGCCAUCACCUCACUGUACUUUAGAGAUCCCGACCACAAUCUCAUUGAAGUGUCAAAUUAUAACCAGGCAACAGCAGAGGGUUCUUCCUGAGACUUCUUUGGCCUUGUUUGCGAGAAUGUGAAAACACAUCCAGACCUCACCAGCACACCGCCCUCUCUGUUCGUCUGGCCUACAUCGCACAAUUAGUGUUUUAGCUAUGAAAUGUUUGGACCAUAAUGAGUAUAAUUUAACCAACACCUGCACUUGAUUUAGACAGUGUUGGUAACAGCUGGCUGUGUAGUUCUGUCUAGGUUUCAAUUUCAGGAGUGUGCUGAAAAUGUUUUCUGACACUCUUGAGAAGUGAAAAAGUAACACUUAAAAAUGCUUACCUGUAUAAUCAAAUGGAUACCUUUGAUUAUUUUUUUUAAUUUUGUGAAAAAAAAUCGAACAGUUAGAAGAAACUUUGCUUUUCAUAAGGAAAUAAAAGAUUCUAACACAUA
Molecule: messenger RNA, 922 nt
Organism: Stegastes partitus (bicolor damselfish)
Lineage: Eukaryota; Metazoa; Chordata; Actinopteri; Pomacentridae
Gene: glod5
Product: glyoxalase domain containing 5
Exons: 4
Coding region: 36-533 (165 amino acids)
Source: RefSeq, a predicted model, not a curated record